AACUGACUGCAUUUUAUGGCUACCGCUUGCCGAUUGAUGCAUAUAAAAGCGCUUGGGCUGGCUUUGGCGAAUAAGACAUCUGAGAUUCGCUGCAAUAUAAGGCAGUCACCGCGACAAGCCACUGCUGAUAUGCCAAAAAUCGGACUUGCAUUAGCAAUGCACAAUGAAAUCGCAACUCAACGGGAUACCAAGAUCAACAGAAAGCUUAAAGCCAGUAGUUCAACGAAAGCUUUAAGUGGAAAUAUUGAGGAGGAAGCUGCUGAACAUCAUGUGAGUAGCCAAGAUACGACGAAUUAUCUCUUUAAAGCUGCUUUCGGAAUGGGCCUAGUAAUGCCUUUGCGCUAUCAGGCACUAUACAUCAUUUAUGGGUUUUUGGUCAACUUCUUUACCACCUUCUAUUUUCCCAUUGGAUUUACCUUGAUAUUGUUCACCUUGCCAGACGAUGUCAACGUUAGCAAUCUGCUAACUUCACUGCAGGUCACAUUUGACGUAUACGGGGGUACGGCAAAAAUCAUCAUAAUGAAGUUUGUAUUGGAAAAACUGCGUGCAACACAAAUACUCACGCAGCGACUUGAUAAGCGUUGCCGUGCAUCGGAUGAAGUCGAGGAGCUGCGACAAAUGGUACGGUUUGGUAAAAAGGUCGUUAUUUUUUACUUGACCAUCUUUCUGUGCUACUCGGCCAGCACAUUUCUGGCCUCGGUUUCUUCGGGAUAUCCCCCGUAUUCGUUAUAUUUUCCCUUUCUCAAAUGGCGACGCUCCCGCACGGAGUUUAUAAUUGCGUCAUUACUUGAAUUCAUUAUAAUGGACUUCGCUUGCCUGCAACAAACUGUAAACGAUGGCUAUCCCGUCAUCUACAUUAACAUGUUGCGCUGUCACAUGAAAAUUUUGCAGUUUCGUGUGGAGAAACUGGGUACUAAUCCAACGCUAACGAAGGUAGAACAUCUCAGUGAAUUGAAAUUGUGCAUCAAGGACCAUCAAUUGUUGAUUGAGCUCUACGACACUAUAGCGCCCAUCAUCUCAAUAACGCUUUUCAUACAAUUCGCGCUCUCGGCCGUGUGUAUUGGGACAGCACUGAUCAACAUUGUUAUCUUUGCGAAUGAGUUCCAAACACAAGUGGCCUGCGGCUUCUUCAUACUGGCAGUGCUGAUAGAGAUUUACCCAGCUUGCUACUUCUCCCAGUGCCUUAUCAAUGAGAGUGACAAAUUGGCGGACGUGAUUUUCCACUCGAAUUGGAUUGAACAAAGCCCAGAGUAUCGCAAACUAAUGAUUUUCUUCUUGCAACGCUCACAACGUCCCAUGUUUCUGACCGCUGGGAAACUGUUUCCCGUCACGCUAAGCAGUUUUGUCAGUAUUGCAAAGUUCUCUUUCUCCCUUUACACUUUCAUCGAAAAAAUGAAUUUGAAGGAACGAUUCGGGAUCGAGUGAAGAGAUCAUUCAGUAAGCCUAACAGUAGCCCUGGCAACCUUGUUUAACACAGUAAGAGAUUACUAUUACCGCACCUAAAUAUGGAUAUCACGAAGUCUUAUCGCUUCAAUUGAAUUCACUGGAUCUAACAUAUUUCUUAUCCAUCUAUAACACAAGCUCCAAUAAAUCUUAGUGCACAAAGGA
Molecule: messenger RNA, 1608 nt
Organism: Bactrocera neohumeralis
Lineage: Eukaryota; Metazoa; Arthropoda; Insecta; Diptera; Tephritidae
Product: odorant receptor 7a-like
Exons: 4
Coding region: 16-1425 (469 amino acids)
Biological process (GO): sensory perception of smell; detection of chemical stimulus involved in sensory perception of smell
Cellular component (GO): plasma membrane
Molecular function (GO): olfactory receptor activity; odorant binding
Source: RefSeq, a predicted model, not a curated record